Messenger RNA from Notothenia coriiceps (black rockcod), 1899 nucleotides. Its product is annotated as potassium voltage-gated channel subfamily KQT member 4. Lineage: Eukaryota; Metazoa; Chordata; Actinopteri; Perciformes; Nototheniidae. Gene Ontology annotation, molecular function: voltage-gated potassium channel activity. The record is from RefSeq and is a predicted model, not a curated record. The transcript has 17 exons. Gene Ontology annotation, biological process: potassium ion transmembrane transport. The coding region runs from base 1 to 1899 and encodes 632 amino acids. Gene Ontology annotation, cellular component: membrane; voltage-gated potassium channel complex.
AUGAUUUUUGAGUGCAUGAAGGGGAAAGGACCCACAGCACUAUCAGAAAGUUUCCUGCUGGUGUUCAGCUGUUUGGUGCUGUCUGUAUUCUCCACCAUCCCAGAACACCAGAAGUUCGCCAACCAAGGCCUCUUCAUCCUGGAGUUUGUGAUGAUCGUGGUGUUUGGGUUGGAGUACUUCAUCAGAGUCUGGGCGGCUGGCUGUUGCAGCAGAUACCGUGGAUGGCAGGGACGGCUGAGAUUUGCCAGGAAGCCCUUCUGUGUCAUAGAUUUCAUCGUAUUUGUGGCAUCGCUGGCGGUGAUAGCAGCGGGGACCCAGGGCAACAUCUUUGCAACGUCAGCCCUACGCAGCAUGCGCUUCCUGCAGAUUUUGCGUAUGGUCCGUAUCGACCGCCGGGGAGGCACCUGGAAACUACUGGGCUCAGUGGUUUACGCUCACAGCAAGGAGUUGAUUACAGCUUGGUACAUAGGUUUCCUGGUCCUGAUCUUUGCCUCCUUCCUCGUCUACCUGGCAGAGAAAGACAUCAACUCAGACUUCAACACCUACGCAGACUCCCUCUGGUGGGGGACUAUUACUCUAACCACUAUCGGCUACGGUGACAAAACCCCUCGUACCUGGCAGGGUCGGCUCCUGGCUGCUGGCUUCGCUCUUCUGGGAGUCUCCUUCUUUGCCCUGCCUGCUGGCAUUCUGGGGUCCGGCUUUGCCUUGAAGGUUCAGGAGCAGCACCGGCAGAAGCACUUUGAGAAGAGGAGGAUGCCUGCUGCCAACCUGAUACAGGCCGCAUGGCGUCUCUACUCAACAGAUGCCAAACACUCCUAUCUGACAGCCACAUGGUACUUCUAUGACAGCAUGUUGCCUUCGUUCAGAGAACUGACGCUACUGUUCAGUCACCUCCAGCGGCAGAGUAAGACCAAGAAGGUUCCCCAGAACUCCUACCACACGCUGCUGUCUGGGCUGCGGCCCUACAGCCCCCCCCACCUGUCAGGGGACAGCAGUAAAAUGGGCUUCCGGGAUCGUAUAAGGAUGAAUCAUUCCCGAUCAUCCCAGUCCAUUAAGAACAAGGGGUCUCAGAUGCCCAUGGGCUCCGGGGUCCGCCGCUCCCCCAGCCAGGAGAACGUCCCCGAGGCCACGAGCCCAGGGAAGGUCCAGAAGAGCUGGAGCUUUAAUGAUCGCACACGCUUUCGCACCUCCCUUCGCCUCAAACCCCGUCCACCUGUUGAUGUGGAUGGGCUCGGGGAGGACAGUGUGGAAGACAAACCUUAUUGUGACGUGGCCAUGGAGGACGUAAUACCAGCAGUGAAGACACUCAUACGGGCUGUCAGGAUCUUAAAAUUCCUUGUGGCCAAGAGGAAGUUUAAGGAGACGCUGCGUCCGUACGAUGUGAAGGACGUCAUCGAGCAGUACUCGGCAGGACACCUGGAUAUGCUGGGCCGUAUCAAGAGCCUGCAGAUGAGGGUGGACCAGAUAAUUGGGCGAGGAGCCGUCCAGACCGAUAAGAAAAUGCGCUCUGAAAAGGGAGAGAAAACACCACCAGAACUGGACCCACUGGAUGAGCUAAGCAUGAUGGGACGUGUUGUCAAAGUGGAGAAACAGCAAGGCCGGGAGUCCCAGCUGCAGCCUGUCAGUGUGGAGGUCUCCUCUGCUGACCCUGUGGAGGAGUGGACACAUGUCCAUCUCCAGCCCUCUGGAGCAUUUUCUGUUCCAGGAACAUGCCGGAUGAGUGCGGCUGAUGUCUGCUCCAGGUUCAUCUCAGUUCACAGUCCUCUCUGUCCCACUGAGCUCCUCGAUGUUCCCAAAACUUUAGAGCUGAAUGAAGCUCUGCAUUCAAACUCAUCAGGUCACAAACUGCAGAAAGUCCUCACACACCUCACUGAAGGAAAAGAUGAAGCCAGAAGAUAA